Molecule: messenger RNA, 1481 nt
Organism: Thamnophis sirtalis
Lineage: Eukaryota; Metazoa; Chordata; Lepidosauria; Squamata; Natricidae
Source: RefSeq, a predicted model, not a curated record
GCAUUCAACAGGUACUGCGAGCUCGGACAGCAUUAUGAAGCUGAAAUUUCAGGGGUCUCCCUAUGAGAGCCUUCCCCGGACCCUCUCGUGGGGCAAGAAAGCCGGCCGUAAUCUCAGCCUCAAUCUCUCCAGCAGCCACGCCUCCAACAGCACCGAUUACAUCCUCUACAAGAGCCACGAGGACCAAUCGCUUCCUCUCGAGCGCAUCUCCCGAGGUCCCGACGGCCGCUUUGUGGUACAAAGCGAGGAGGCGUCCCGAGAACGCCACAGCCCCUCCUCCCACAGGGAAAGCCCACCGGAGCCCUACCUCCAAGUCUUCUCCUCUCCCAAGGAAGCCCAGUGGCACCGCAGUGUCCACCUGAGAGCCAAGAACGCUGGACAGGCCCAGCAGGAAGCCAAGGCUUCAAACCAUCGACAAGGCCGCUAUUUCAACUACAGCAGCAGCAGCCUGACAGAGGAAGGAGAGCCCUUGCGUGCCGCCACGCCGUACAGCACGAUCCCAGAUACCCAGUGGCUCCGGGACACCGCGGCGCCUUCUCCGUCCUCCUCACCUCGCUGCACAUCCAGAUCUUCCUCUCCGACAGUCCUCCCCGGCGCGAGUAAUUCGGCCCAGAGUGGGAUUCUCCAGUAUUUGAGUUUGCCCUUCUUCAAAGAGAUGAAUGUGGACGGCGAUUGGCCAGCGGAGGAGAAUGAAAAAGAUGACGGAACUUUGGUGGAGGCCGUCAAUCAUGAGCCCGGACUUCUGGGCAGCCCCAGGAGGUCUUUUAUGCCAGACCAGGACAGGCCAGCUGGUCCCAUCUACAUGGACAUGGAGGCCGAUUCGAGCACCGUUCAGGAUCAGCUCGCGGAAACGUCCUUCCUCCAACUUCCGGAUCCCGAUACGGGUCCCGCGAAGACACCCUUGCCUGGGUCCCUGGCUUGCCCGCUGUACCUCUGUUCCAGGACCGAGAGCCCGCCACCGAAGGACCAAGGAUGGUUAUGGACGCUGUCGCCUUCCUCGUCGCCGUCCUCCCAGCCCCUCCCGGAUUGCCCCCAGGCUGAGCUGUCCUGCCUGGCCCUCCCCUUGCCCGAGCUGCCCGCCGAGAAGCCCAAGUCGCCCACUGCCAAUUUCCCACAAACCCUCCCCUCGGAGAAAUUCCUGAGGGGCAGCUUGACCAGCAGCCAAAGCAGUGGGCGGGGCAGCGCUUCUUUCAUAAGGCCGUCGUCGUUGGCCACCUCUGUAGCGGGCAGCUACCUCAGUUCCCCUUUUGGAGACGCGCCCAGCGGCCGAAGCAGCUCUGUGGGAGACGAGAACAGAUACAAAAAGGAGAAUUUAGCGGCUGUCUUGGAGAAAAGGAGGAAUACUUCCGUGGAUGAAAACUACGAAUGGGACUCGGAGUUCGCUCUGGAGUCGGAAUUACUGGACGCCUUACAACUCUAUCGGAGCGGAGACCCCAAGCGACCCAUUUCCACUAUCGCAGCCCACGACUUGGAGAGACAGA